Sphaeroforma arctica JP610 is the source of this 1581-nucleotide messenger RNA. RefSeq lists its product as hypothetical. Gene Ontology annotation, biological process: triglyceride biosynthetic process. Gene Ontology annotation, molecular function: diacylglycerol O-acyltransferase activity; long-chain-alcohol O-fatty-acyltransferase activity. The transcript has a single exon. The record is from RefSeq and is a predicted model, not a curated record. The coding region runs from base 26 to 1528 and encodes 500 amino acids. Gene Ontology annotation, cellular component: plasma membrane. NCBI's taxonomy places the organism in Eukaryota, Ichthyosporea, Ichthyophonida.
CACAGAUCAACUACACUGCAUCGUAAUGUCAAACGAACUUGCAUCAGCUUCAAUCGGCCUCCUAGUAGUAACUGCUACAAUUCUUCUCUACUAUAUACGUUGCAGAACGGCACGAAUCAUUAAGGAAGCGAAAAAGGAAUAUGGACCAUCCGCAGAACCCUGCUCUCCAGGAGACUAUAUGUGGAAGCUAGAUACUGAGUACAAUAAGUGCAUGAUCAGUGCCGCAAUGAUAGUUCGUAAUGGAACGCUCGAAGAUCUCAAUGUUGUGACGGAGAAGCUGAUCCAGGACCCAUGGUUCAGACGAUUUACCGACCGUUUGGCUCUGUUUGAGAACAUGCCUUUCUGGGUGAAGGAUACCCAGUUUAAGAAAGAAAACCAUGUACACCGGGUCCUACUGGAUGUAUCUCAGAAGCCAACAAAUAGUGCUGAAUUGAAAGAAUGGAUUGGACAAACAAUUGUAGCUGAUCUCCCCAUUGACCGCCCGUUGUGGAAGAUGGUGAUCCUUGAAAAUUACGAGAAGUGCGACGAUGGUUCUGGCGACACCAUGUCAUGUGUGCUCCUUAUGGCGCAUCAUGUUCUAGGUGAUGGUGUUGCAUUCAGCAACAUGAUGAUGUCCAUGCUGGACACCGAAUCGCACGUGAAGGGUAUCAAGGUAGAGAAGAAGAAGAAAAAGCCGGUCUCCCCAACCAAGUCACAGGUGAAGCCGCGUCAGCCAUUUGCAUGGCUUACCUGGCUAUUUGUUGCUUUGUACACAGUCCCAAUCAUGGGUAAGAUUAUGCUCUCCAAGGCAGACGUGAAUCCCUUUAAAACACAAAACGUGAGUGGCAGAAAGGUCGUGGGUAUGCUAGACACUCCCAUUGAAAUGACUAGAAUGAACUCUGUUCGCAAUAAGCUCGGUAUGUCUGUAAACGAUGUCUUCAUGGGAGUAAUCAGUUGCGCUCUCCAGCGAUUGUUUGCUCGAAUCGAACCAGACAAUGAUGUGGAAAGUAUCAAAGCUGCCAUGAUGGUCAAUAUGCGAAGCAACCCCUAUGCCGUCAAAAUGGAGAAUCAGUUCGCUACGCCGGUAUUUGACAUGGAUGUAUCCAACUCUGAUCCAUUGGUAGCCUGCAAUAAGAUGAGGCCAGUGAUGAAGGGAAUGAAAACAACACCCAUCUCGAAAGUUUUCUUCGCUAACAUCGCACUCGUAGCGAACUUGUUCCCAUAUAUUUUUAAUCAGACUCUCUUGGACUACUUAGCCAGCAAAACGUCAUGUAUUUUAAGUAAUGUGCCAGGCCCUUCGGAGCGUAUGUAUUUCAAUGGAAAAUUACUUGAAAGAAUAUCAGCAUGGUCUCCUCAGCGAAAAAGUGUUUCGUUCGGUAUGACGAUGUUUACUCUCGGUGGGAAGGUGAAUAUCGGAGCGAUAAUGGACACAGGAGCCGCAGACAAGGCACAAGCGUUUGUGGACGAGUUCGUUGCAGUAUUUGAGGAACUUGAGAUGAUGGUAUCGGAACAAGUCAGUGCAAAAUCAAAGGUUGCAGAUGCUUGUUAACUUUAUGUUAGUUGAACAACACACUAAAAUAUAAUAAAUAUCAGGAUGCCAAC